Messenger RNA from Pseudophryne corroboree (corroboree frog), 8846 nucleotides. It is a transcript of the gene GRK3, whose product is annotated as G protein-coupled receptor kinase 3. The record is from RefSeq and is a predicted model, not a curated record. Gene Ontology annotation, biological process: desensitization of G protein-coupled receptor signaling pathway; G protein-coupled receptor signaling pathway; protein phosphorylation. Bases 1494 to 3560 code for a protein of 688 amino acids. Gene Ontology annotation, molecular function: G protein-coupled receptor kinase activity; G protein-coupled receptor binding; ATP binding. The transcript is spliced from 21 exons. Lineage: Eukaryota; Metazoa; Chordata; Amphibia; Anura; Myobatrachidae.
UGGGCCCCGGAUCCGGCAGGCUGAGGUGAGCCAGUGCCAGGGUUUAGCAGGGACUCUCUCUGCUAUCACACACAGGAGAGGAAGUAACAUACAUCACGGCUUCUCCUGCUAAUGGUAAUACAGCUUUGCACAGGAGCAGGAGGCUGUCAGCACAGGAGGCAGAGGGGGAAGACUGCACAUUACAGGGAAAUACAGACAUUACCCUAAAACAAAGGGACAUUUUGGAGACCCCGACUGUCUUGUGGACCUGCUGGAUAGAACGCUACAGCCACACACACAGCUGUUACAGACCCAGCACUGCAGAGGGAAGCGGAUAUUGGCUGUACAGAGCCCUGUGCACAGGAUUUUCUGUAGUCUUGCUGGAUUGUUAUUUUCUUGCAUUUGGUGUUCUCUCCUCCAGCAGAAUAACCCUGCUCUGUUGCUGCUGUGUGUGCCCUGCCUCCUGCAAUGCUUGUAUGUGAGGGCUGCUAGGAGAGGGAAGCACAUUGUGGUGACUGCCAUUGCUGCAGACACAUCCCUUCACUCCGCUUUUAUUUCCCCUCUCCCAUCCAAUACAUGAAUGUUUAAGGUCUUUCCACAAGUCCUUGAAUUAUUUGGAACAAUCACUGAUAAAUUGGGAUAAUCCUGCUGUCUUGAUGUGUGUGCCCAUGUACUUAGAGAUCUGCAACAUGUUGGGGAGAGGAAUUGAGAGGCAUCUUGUAGGCAAAACCGCCUGAUUCUCUUCCAGCCAAACAAGCACCAUGCCCACUGCUCCUACAGCCUAGCUUGUGCACACACUGGCCUGGAAUAAUAGCAAAACAAACCUUUUCCUAUAUUCAGUAAAUCAGAUACUGAUGUUUGUGGAUGAUGGUGAUGAAUCUCAAAGCUGGAUUUCUCUACUUGAAAAGCCUAUUUUGCAGACACAAAUCUAGCACAGAUUAUUGAAUUGACUUGUGGGAAAUAUACAGUAAGGGGGUCACACUUCACAGGGAAUCGGUUAAUAAAAAAAAUUGUUUUGGUGUCUAGUGGUGACAGCCAAACCUGGAAUUUACUCAUUCGGUAAUCAGGGAAUUCUCAUUUUUAUCCUGAUUAUUAUUGCACCUUCUCUAUGGCCUAGCAUUUUUUUUCGGUCUUCUGCAAGCAAAUCAAAGGCACAGUCUAUCAUAGAAUUUUAUUUAAUGUAUAUAGUAGAUGCACUUUGCCUGGAAUUUGAAUACAAUGAAUCAGUCAUUUUUGUUUUCUGUAUUCGGAACUCAUUAAAUAUGUGUUGAACGUUGUUCAUCUGAAAACUGGCACUGUCUUCAUGCAGAGUUGCUGUGUUUUAUAUAUAAAUAUAAUUUAAUAUAUACUUUUGUGGAAUUUUUUAAAAGUUUUUUUUCAUUUUUUUCAUUUUUUUAUUUGUGGUUUUGUUUUGAAAUCCUUGUUACUGUUUGGCAGUAGCAGUGUUAUUUCCUCUUUUGUUGUGAGGGUUCUUUUCAAGCUGUUUUUUGUUGAUUGUGUGAUCUUCUGCAAAUAUGGCGGACCUAGAAGCAGUGUUGGCGGAUGUCAGCUACCUGAUGGCAAUGGAGAAGAGCAAAUCCACCCCGGCAGCCAGAGCCAGCAAGAAGAUUAUACUACCUGAGCCCAGCAUUCGAAGUGUCAUGCAGAAGUAUCUGGAAGAACGAGGUGAACUGACCUUCGACAAAAUAUUUAACCAGAAGAUAGGUUUCCUGCUUUUCAAAGAUUUUUGCAUUAACGAGAUUGAUGAAGGAGUACCACAGCUCAAGUUUUAUGAAGAGAUAAAAGAGUAUGAGAAGCUGGAUUCAGAGGAGGACCGUCUUUGCAGAAGUCGAGAAAUUUAUGAUACAAAUAUAAUGAAAGAGUUACUAUCUUGUUCACAUCCAUUCUCCAAGCAAGCUGUAGACCAUGUACAAGCUCAUCUUGUGAAGAAACAAGUGCCACCUGCUCUAUUUCAGCCAUACAUAGAAGAAAUAUGUGACAGUCUUCGGGGAAGUAUAUUUCAGAAGUUUAUAGAAAGUGACAGAUUUACUAGGUUUUGCCAGUGGAAAAAUGUGGAAUUAAAUAUCCAUUUGACCAUGAAUGAUUUUAGCGUCCAUCGAAUUAUUGGACGAGGGGGAUUUGGUGAAGUUUAUGGAUGCCGGAAAGCAGACACUGGUAAAAUGUAUGCAAUGAAAUGUCUAGAUAAGAAGAGGAUCAAGAUGAAGCAAGGAGAGACCUUAGCCUUAAAUGAAAGGAUUAUGCUAUCCCUGGUCAGCACAGGGGACUGUCCAUUCAUAGUGUGCAUGACUUAUGCCUUCCAUACACCUGACAAGCUCUGCUUCAUCUUGGAUCUGAUGAAUGGGGGGGAUUUGCACUACCACCUCUCCCAACAUGGUGUCUUCUCGGAGAAGGAGAUGAGGUUUUAUGCUGCUGAAAUUAUCCUUGGCUUGGAACACAUGCACAACCGCUUUGUAGUAUACAGAGACUUGAAGCCAGCAAAUAUCCUACUAGAUGAGCAUGGGCAUGUGAGGAUAUCAGAUUUGGGACUUGCGUGUGAUUUUUCCAAGAAGAAGCCACAUGCUAGUGUAGGAACGCACGGUUACAUGGCUCCGGAGGUGUUGCAGAAGGGCACUGCAUAUGACAGCAGUGCCGACUGGUUUUCUCUAGGAUGCAUGCUCUUCAAGCUUCUGAGAGGACACAGCCCGUUCAGGCAGCAUAAAACCAAAGAUAAACACGAGAUUGACAGGAUGACACUUACCAUGAAUGUGGAGCUGCCAGAUUCAUUUACGCCGGAGCUGAAGUCCCUAUUAGAAGGCCUUCUCCAGAGAGAUGUGAGCAAGAGGCUUGGCUGCCAGGGCUGCAGUGCACAGGAAGUAAAAGAGCAUCCAUUCUUUAAAGGCAUUGACUGGCAACAGGUGUAUAUGCAAAAGUAUCCCCCACCACUGAUUCCUCCUCGAGGAGAGGUAAAUGCAGCUGAUGCCUUUGACAUUGGAUCCUUUGAUGAAGAAGACACAAAAGGAAUUAAGCUUCUUGAUAGUGAUCAAGAACUGUACAAGAACUUCCCUCUAGUGAUAUCUGAGCGCUGGCAACAAGAAGUAGCCGAAACGGUUUAUGAAGCUGUCAAUGCAGAUACUGAUAAAAUUGAAGCCCGGAAAAGAGCCAAAAACAAGCAGCUGGGUCAUGAAGAAGAUUAUGCACUAGGAAAGGACUGCAUUAUGCACGGCUAUAUGCUGAAACUAGGGAACCCAUUCCUGACUCAGUGGCAGCGACGCUACUUUUACCUCUUUCCAAACAGACUUGAAUGGAGGGGAGAAGGAGAAUCUCGGCAAAAUUUAUUGACAAUGGAGCAGAUAGUAUCUGUGGAAGACACCCAGAUUAAGGAGAAGAAGUGCAUCUUACUGAGGAUCAAAGGGGCAAAACAGUUUGUCCUGCAAUGUGAGAGUGACCCGGAAUUUGUACAGUGGAAGAAAGAACUGACUGAAGCAUUUACCGAGGCACAGAGGCUUUUACGUCGGGCUCCAAAGUUUCUGAACAAGUCUCGGUCUGGAGUUGUAGAGAUCUCCAAACCACCACUUAGUCACAGAAAUAGCAAUGGCCUUUAGGUGGCAGGACAGGACCAAGGAUUCUUAGGGAUAACUACUUAAAACACCUUGACCAAGGUCCACAGCAUUGCUAUUAGUUACUUGUAUGGCCCUCAACAGCAAGGUGUACAUAGAAGAAGCUUUGGGAGCCUGCAUCACACAUUGUCUACUGAAGACUGGUCCUACCACCUGAAGUCUAGAAGAGGUCUUGCAUCUAGAAGCGAUGAAGAGAUGAAUUUUCACUAAUAGAAGAGCUGUGAAAGUUGCCAAAUGUAGUGAUUGCUCAUCAUUCUGUUGCAUCAGCUUACCAGAUGGCCUGCCUCUUAGUGCUAAACAAGCAAGGCGUCCAACCCUUGCAUAUACCAUGGCAUAUGCAUGCUUUCGUGUAUGCCAAACAAGAAUAUGAAAUGGUUUUUGCAGUAGUUGCUUUUUACGUUGAUUUUUAUGUCUGAAAUUCAACAUGUCCAUGGAUGUUUCCGGAAGGCAUUGCCACGUUGUAAGAAUGUCCUCAAGAUGAUCGCUUUCCUGAUUGUUGCCAUAAUUUCCCCUAAACCUUUUGUCCUCCCAAAUUGCACUGUUGACUUUGUCUAACUGGCAGUGUGAUGAUUCUGUUAUGCACUUCGAAAUACUGACUUUUACUUGUCCUGUGGUUACAAGAUGUAGAUACUUCAUGGGAAUACAUACCAAGAAUUUUCACCCAGUACUGUGUGUUCACUAAUAUAGUGCUACCACUGUCUUGCUUUGUAUGAGGUUAGAAAUAUACUAGUAGAGUAAUUAUCGGUGAUCCGGAGUGCAUGGUAGCUUCGUCCAGUGAUCUGUAAGCCAGUCAGCAAGUUUAGCACAGUUAUUAUACAGGCUUAUUCUACAGAUACGUUUACAGUUACUAUAAAGACAGCUUUUUCCAUUUCAGGUCAAUUGCACUUAUUUUAUUUUUUUUCUUUAAUCAAUUUGUGUUUUAAGUAAAUAGUGGUUGAGAACGUUGGAUAAUCCUGGUACGUGCCAUGCUGUAAUCUUUAAUCAGUCCUUAAUAUCAGAAAUUCCUGUCCUUGUUCUCCACAUGUGUCCAAUGUUACAUAUUAUCCUCCUGUUAGGUGUCAUCAAGGCUACAGAGUAAUGAACAUUUACAUUAAGACUGGGAAUCCUGAUUGGCUGAACAAGGCAGGACAAGACAAUCAGUGUAUUCUGUUGUUGCUUCCGUCUACAUACAUGUGUGCUAGGUUGGAGCAAGCACUCACUGGAAAUGGCGUCUGGUGCUGAUGGGUGACCCUUUGUCUCGGCUGUUGCGUUGGUGGCACCACAAUUUAGCAUCCCACUUUUUGUUUUCCCAAUGAAGUGCAAAGUGCCAAUGGACUCGAAUAUCCUAGACACAUAUUCCUUAUAUUUAACAAAAACUUUUAAGUGUAUUUGUAAAUAUUAAUUUAAGACUUAGUUACAUGAGAGAGGAGCACUGCUAUUACCUGCACAUACAUCUGCAGCUGUGUGUUACAUAGUACGAGUUCUUCCCAAGGCCUAUUUCUCAUCAUUAACUUCACCUUGGUUUAGUAAAAUGCAGUGGGACGCAGUCUGGGGGGAACUGCUAUGAAUGUCAUGUUUUUAGUGGAAGGCGUACAAUGGUUAUUGGAUGAGUAUAACUGAACUACUGUGAAGUAUGAAUCCAUAUUUGUAUUAAAGUCACAUGCAGUGUUGGCAUGAACAUGUAAGCAAUUGUUAGUUGUUACUUUUAAAGGGAACACUGAACCCGUUUUCUGUAGGUUUACUGUUUAACUUUCCUCCCUUUUGGUGACAGUGGUAAAAUUCUGGAGAAAGAAGAAACAAAUGCAGCAAGAAAUGGUUACAAGAUAAUGUUAUCUUCUAAUGUUACAAUACACAUACAUUGUGUAUUCCGCACACACGCACUCUGACUGUGUAACCCAUACUGAGGGUAAUCUAUAUGGUACAGGCUUCUAAUUAGUACAGUAAUAAUUGCAGUAUGCAGCUGUCAGUAGCUCCUUACUCUCACUAUAUACUUUUCAAAGCCACAAACCUGUUUGUUGUCGUUACUGUGGAUUUGUGUAUUUUUUUAUUGUACUGUACCUAUAAAGAAUUUACGGAAGCCAUAGUAAUUAUGGAGAGAAAUGCAAUGACUGUUAAUGAACACAGCAAUAAAAUGAGAAUCUAUACUGCUUUCAGAAGAGCUACCUAUUUUGUCCAACAAACCUUAUUUUAAAACCAUUGUCCACAUCCACACUAUCCACAGUGUUUGCAGGCUGUCCCCAUAGUGCUCCACUGAUUGAGCAAUGUAAAAAUAUUAUUGGUAUCGUCAUAGGAAUAUUAUAGUGGGUGUUGAUUAUAGCCGAGUGCUGAGAAAUAGUAAGGACAUCAUAUGGCUAAAGUACAAUGUGUUCCUAACACAUAUGGAGGAAAAAUAAUAAUUUGUGGACUACUCAGAUAUGUGCAUAUAUUCAUUUAUAUGGCUUUGCAGAACAUAGAUAAGUAAAAUGAUGGGGGUUUUAAGCCAAGUAAGCUUUUUUAUCUGAGAAUUGCUAAAAUAGCGGCCAAGUUAUUAAAACGGUUUAUUUGUUAUUAGCUAUAAUUCUAUUUCCAUAAUUAUAAUUGUGAGUAAGAGAAAUAUUACAUAUUCAACAUGCAUUCUUAAAGCCUGGAAGGCACAAUUUAAUGCUCCCAAGAAUAACAUAUGUAACUGCUCCUACACACACACACACACACACACACAUUUGUUUUGUGUCUAAUCCAGCGUUGCCUGCAGCCCUCGCCAGCAUUGAUGCCCAGUGCAAUAUAAUAGAGUUCUGUAGAAGCACUCAUGAAUUGGGAAAGUAACUAUGCUGCCACACUCCUGGAAGAUAUUCUGUAGAAGCUUCUGUCUAUCCUUUGUAUAGGCACCUGUCUGUAUGAGCCCUUAAUCAACAUCAAGCUCCAUUUUUUGACAGCUACCUGACAAAUGAUUUGGUUCUGCAAAUCUGAUAUAUCCAUCCCUACUAGCUUUAUUUUGUAACCAUUUUCUUGCUUGUCAUUAUUAAAUACUUUGAUUACUAUAGAAAUCAUGUAGGGGAACAGGCUUUUUAACAGCUGCUCCAUCUACCUGAAUGUGCCACAAACUCUCAAGUCCAGGUCAGAAAAUAACAUGGAUCCUGUUUUAUUCUUACACCGUCAUUUAUAUACACAUAUAUGUCCCCAUUUUGCUUGUGGUUUUUGCCUUGACACACCUCCUGGUGUAGGACAAUGUUUUUGUUUAAUUUGUCACAUUGAAGGUUGAUUGUCAUGUUUUAUAAGCUAGAAGAUUCCUCUGCUAAUGAAUGACAGAAUGAGCCAUUGGCCCGGUGCAGCGCCGCUUGGUAAGUCAGUUGUAGUCAUAGUGCUGCAGUAAGUCAAUGGCCAUGUACACACAAGACAAGGAUAUGGGGGGAGGGGCCACACAACUGUUAAGGCACCGUUCACAAGCUCUCACUUGUAUUUGCUACUGAAAAAAUGUAUUUAUUUGCCUUAGGUUAUUUAAAGCAGCACCCUUCCAAAAAAUGCAUUAAAAUAUUUACAUGAACUUUCUAUAAAAUUAUUAAAAUACACACAACAGCAGCAGCGCAACAGAAGCAUUAGUAUUUUAUUAUUACUUUUCCAUUUUGAUGUCAUGAUUCCCACUUAGGUACAUACAAAAUACUGGUUUAUAGGUCAUUGCUGUAGCAGAGCACAACGUUGAUAGUUACAAUGAAUAAAAGCACAUUUUUGCAACUGGUUAUCACUCUUGGCAAGCCGGCCGGACGAGGUUGUCAUUACUCCACUGCUUCCUAGUGCGCAGAGACUUUGCAUUCACAUAAUAAUUAAAGUUUGGGUAAGAGUUUAAUAGGAGUUUGCGAACUGCUGGAACUUUGAUUUCUCAUCACCUUAUCCAGAGGUCACACAGCCGUCUUGUGUCCAGUGUGCACUUGUUCCUGUGAAUACAAAAUAUUAGCUGUAAUUUAAAAGCCACUUGUUGCAACUAUGUUGUAAUAAUGCAUUGGAUCUGUUUAUAUUGCAUGUUCCUAAUAGCUUUAACCAUUCCUGGUUCCCCCUUUUUGUACAAGAACAUCAUAUAAACCUCUAUAAUACCAUCAUAUGUUACCAUGUCCAUCAGAACCAAAUGGACUGUGAGGUACACUAAAUAUCAAUCAGAACAUCCGCCUUGCUAUCAUGUGGUAGCCACUUAUGAUAGGACUCCUAAAUGCCUCUCUAUACUGUUGUGUAACACCUUCUCCUUUUAGACCAGACUUGCCAAUUAAAAUCUGAAGAUAAAUAAUUGCCCUGGGCAAAUGCUUGCACUGAAUGUAUACUGUAGGGGGAAGCAGAGCGACAACCAGUAAAGUCCAGUGCAAUCCUGUCUAACUGAGCUAAGGUCUUAUUCUACAGUAAAGUGCUUUCCAACUGUUGCAUGUCUAUAUAGUGGGGGCCCCUUGAUAUAUAAAUAUCACUUGCCGCUGAAAGUCUGCUGUGUUUCCUAUGUGUUUGGCAGCAAUUCAUUCCUCUUAACCCUUACAAAGUCUGCACAAUCCUGGAAAUCUAGUAAGUAGCUUUCCAAAGGAAACUGUAAUUCAGACCUACUGCAAAUCAGUUUUAUUAAAGUAUAUAUUACAAAAAAAAAAAGAUUAAUCCAUUUACAGACAUGCUCAUAACGUCAUUAAAGCAAUGAAAACUUUCAAGAUCAGUCUAUAAGUUAGUCUACAAAUUGCAUAAGGGUUAUUUUAAAGGUCAGGUCCCAUUGGAGAACGAUCAUUCAGAAGCUGCUUUGCAUGCAGCAUUGAUUACUUGUAUCUGUGAAGCAUUGACAGAUAAGUGUGCUGGAAAAUUUUGUUGUCAGUUUGUAUACACAUACAAGGAAUCUUGUCCUGCUGUAUGCUAAUUGGGGAUGGUCUACAUAUAGUAUCCUUGCUUCAUAAAUUCUGAUCAGUUGAAACUUCAGUGUCCUAACACGUGUGCUAAUAAGAAGCAUCCUUCUGUUGCAUAAAGAUGUACAUAUUUCAUCCAUGGUCAAGUAAAUACUAUACUCCUUGUUCAACAAACACUUGUGCAUAGUCAUUUAUUCUGUUUGAAACAAAUCUUUACGGACUCGGCUGUAUUUUGGGAUAUGAAGGUAGUUAUGUAGGAAUAGAACAAGAAUUAUAUUUUAACAAAAAUUCAUUUUAUAUUAUUUAUUAAAUCCAUGCAUUUAUUUGAUGUUGCUGACAUUCCACUGAAUUGUUUCUUAUCUGUAUAGUUGGUUAUUUAAGGUGUGCUGGCAAUUUCAUUAGAACUAUCCGCUUUAUUCUGUUUUUCAUAAAUAAACGCCAAUUGAACCCAGAA